AUGACAAUAUUUGAAACUGUUGUUUUGGAUAUUCUGAACGAAAAGGAAAUUUGUCUGAACGCUAGUCCUGUCGCUAAAAACCUAUUAAAAAACAUAAGUAAAUAUGUUAUUCAUUCCGUCAUACAUUAUAUUAUUAUAAUAAGAAGUAUAUUUAUUGUUUUUAGUACUUAUUAAUUUUAAUAUAUAACCAGACAUAAACGGGUAGUUUUACUACCAAUUAUUAUUAAAAUACAAACUGACAAAAAUUUCAAUUUUAUUAUUUGUAUUUUUGACAAUUGAAUAAAAAUUUUAAAAACAGGAGUUACUUACUAUAUAACCUACGAAUGAGUUUGUUUUAAUAUUUGAAUCCUUAGAUACGAAAAUUGAACAUUUUAUAGAUUUUUAAAUUCAAAUUUAAUGAAAAAUGUACGUAACUUAUUGUAGAGAAAAACAACAGAUAUGUUUACAUUAUUAUGAAAAUUUGUCCUCCAAACUUAACCUAACCUAUUUAAUUUUUUGUUUUAAAAAACUGUUAAAUUUAAAAAAUCUAUAAAUGUUGUGGUAAGAUAAGUACCUAUAUAAUAUAUUUAUGUAUAAACAUUAUAUAUAUUGACUUACUAAAAUUACAGAAGAAGAUGCAAAAAUAAAGUGGAGAAAUCUGAGGGAUACUUUUUUAAAAGAAAAAAAGAAAGUGAUUAAAUGUCGUUCAGGAGAUUCCCAAGAGAAUGCAGAAAUUUACACGGGAAAAUGGGCUUACUAUAGAUUAAUGCUUUUUCUAAAAAAUACAACUAUGCCAAAUAAUACUGAGGGAAAUAUUUCUGACUUAGAGGAUACUCAGCAAUAACAUUCAGACUUAUCAGAAAUUGACGAGUCUGACAAUUUUAGUGACUCGUAUACGGACAACAUAAGCUUGGAAAAUAAACUUGAAAUUGAACAACAUUCGUUAAGGUCCGAAUCAGACACUGACUCUUUUGUUAUUUCUGCUGUACCAAACAGUUCAAAUCUUUCAGAUGUGUCAUAAAGUAGUUCGAUAAAACAGAAAAAAAUCAAUCAAAUAAAGAUUUUGAAAGUGAGUUACUGAAACUCGAACAACAGAAAGUUACUGCUUUACUUCAGUCUAAUAUGAAUCCAGUUAUAAGUGAUGACGAAGAUAUGUUAUUCCUAAAGUCACUUCAUCCAUAUUUUCAUGAAUUGAAUCCAUUACAAAAACUGCGCAUAAGAAACCAACUCAACACUGUAUUUAUUAAUGAAUUGUCCGCCCAAGUACAACAGCCACAAGAAAUACAUACUUCAUCUGCCUCAUGUCGUAAUCCGUAUUUUUCUCAAAAUUUAAUGCAUUAUCAAAAUACACGUGGACCAUCAAACAUGUAUAUCCAACAGCAAAUCAACCCAACUGAUAUUGAAAAUGAAACAUACGAAACUAUAACUGCUCAACAUUUAAACUUUUAA
This is a messenger RNA of Cinara cedri, 1428 nucleotides long. NCBI's taxonomy places the organism in Eukaryota, Metazoa, Arthropoda, Insecta, Hemiptera, Aphididae. The record is from the annotation of a GenBank genome assembly.